AUCCAUCAGAAGGGACGGGAGACGGAGAGAGGAAGGAGGAAAGGCAGGAGGCCGAGGAAGGGACUGCUAAACCCAUUUAAAUCCGCCUGACAGCGAGGACGAACACGACUUAUAAACGCUGCUAGAAAGCGAAAAAGGACAUUAUUGGGACCUGAAACCCUCGACCUUUUCCUCCUCUGCUCAAAUAAACGGCCACUUUUCAAGUCGUCUCGCGAGAAACUCGUCGAUUUUUAGCAGGUGAUCUUGGAUUAUUGUUUCUUUUGUUUUAAGAGGACGAAUUUUAAAGCGAGCUCAAGUUAUUGAGAAAUGGCUCAAGAGACGAACCAAAGCCCAGUCCCCAUGCUUUGUGCCACAGGCUGCGGUUUCUAUGGCAACCCAAGAACUAAUGGCAUGUGCUCUGUAUGCUACAAGGAACACCUGACAAGGCAGCAGAGCAGUGACCGCAUGAGCCCCCUCAGUCCAAUGGGGUCAACUGCUAGUCCUACCUCAGAGGCCUCAGCCAUCCAGAGACUAGAGGCCAGUCUAGCUAAGGUUGAUACCUCCCCUACCUCUUCGCCAGACAUGUCUAGAACUGUUCAAGGGUCUCUUCCUGUGACUCAACAAAUGACAGAGAUGAGCAUCUCGAGAGAGGACAAGCCUGAAACCCUAGAGCCUGUUGUAAGCCAGCCUGCUGCUUCUAGCCCUACUCCUGUAGCCACUUCCAGUGUUGAAGAAACCAAGGGUGAUACUCCAAAACCCAAGAAGAAUAGGUGCUUUAUGUGCCGCAAAAGGGUGGGCCUUACAGGGUUUGACUGUCGCUGUGGCAACCUGUUCUGUGGCAUCCAUCGAUACUCCGACAAGCACAACUGCCCCUAUGAUUAUAAGGCCGAGGCUGCUGCCAAAAUCCGUAAAGAGAACCCAGUGGUUGUGGCUGACAAGAUCCAGAGAAUAUAAAUUCAUCGAAAUGGCAGUGUUGGCAACGAUGAAACAUCUUAAAAAAGACUGGAGUAUGAGUGUGAACCUUUGAAAUGUGCACCGGCAUGGGUGGCUAAUUGAGGAUCGAAAGGACUUGAUUUACAAAACUGCAGCCUCAAGAAAAUAAUAGAAAAGAGAAAAAAACAUGGAAAGAUCCUGUUUGAGGAAGAUGCAUGAAUGAUCUUUUUUUUUUCUUUUUUUGUUUUUGAUUCAUUAGUUUGUUUUAUCCUCUUUUCUGUGGUGUGACUUUGCCGCUUUAAGUCCUUUCUUUCUUUUUUUUUUUUUUUUUAAAGAAUAUGUAUUGUCUUAUUAAGAACAAACCAGGCUAAAUGUCCAGGAUAUGCUGUGCUCCUCUCACCCAUACCAGGCGCCAUUUUGUGCCAAACCGCCACUUUACUUAACUCUGUCAAAAACAGGGAGGUCUUUGAAGGCAUUCAGACUUCAGAGAAACAGUCCAUGCAAGUUGUUCCCCUCAGCCUCACAACUUCUUGUUCAGUGCUCUGUUGGUACUGGAGUCAGUGUCCCCCCUUAAUGCACAAGAGUGUUUGUUACUUUGUCUUUCCUAGCUUUACCUACCUCACAGCUGCUGCAUUAAACAACAUUGUCUUCCCUUUUACUUUGUCAGCGUUGACCCCAGCAGAAUAGUGGAUCAUCAUGACAGUUGAACUCACUGCCCGUCUGAUCAGCUUGCCUCUAUAGACGUUGAUUGUUUUGGUUGUCAUGAGACCGUUUUUAUUAAACUCAGAGGUAUCAUGCUAGCUUAAGACAAAUUACUUCACCGUUCGUUGAAUCUGAGCAUUUGCAAUAGAUAUAACUUUAAACAGGGUUUCCCCAACUGGUUACAAAGUCAACCGAGUUGGCUUUGUAAUCUGACGCCUGGUGCAGGUUUGUGUGCACCAGUGUGUGGCUUGAGAGGAAGGACAGCACCCUUUCCUGGUGGGCCUGGUGGGUGAUUUUUUUUUUUUUUUUUCUACAAUAUUGUAGUGGCAUAAAUGAAUGAAAUAAGUGCAUGAGUUACUCUUCAUCUGCAUUAGUGUUUCAGAAAUAUCACUCAACUUAGGGUGUUGGAUAUUUUAUUUGCUGAGACAUUUAUCUGAUAUGUUUUAACUUUUUUUUUUUUCCUUUUUCCUGUCCCAUUGUACUGAUGUUGGCGCAUGAAUUCAGUGCAUUUGUGGAUUUUUUUUUUAAUGCGCUAACACAACAUUCAUGUGAGCACAGUGUGCGCGUUGAUGUAUGAGUGCGUUUCCCCCUCAAAUCUUUUUUUUAUUUUAUUUUUUUUAGCUGUGGAGCUACCCAGUUUAUCAGCACAUGUUUACAGAAGUACAGGAGCAUGCCAGAGCUAGACUUAUGAAAAAUAAUAGAAACCAAGAUUAGAUGUAACUUCUCAUCUAACAGCUAUUGGUCUAUGUGUCUGCCAUAGAGCACCAUUGAAAAGCGUGUGUGUGUGAAAUUGUGGGUGUGCAUGUGCACAUACCUCUGCGAAAGUGUGUUUCCAUGGCUGCCUGACACAUGGUAUGUUUGUGAUUUGUGUUACUUUCCCCUGUGAGGAUGUUUUUGAUUUAAAUAACUGUCUGUAUCUGUUUGAUUUUUUUCCCCCUUUUCUGACUUAGUUAUAUGCAAAUUUGUACAAAAAAAAGAGAAAAAAAACAACAAACCGUGUUGAUAUUUAUGUAUUACAUAUAAUCUUGCUAUCCAGCAUUACAACAGAAUAGUAUCAUGUAAAUAAAACUGUACAGAGAGACAUAA
Melanotaenia boesemani (Boeseman's rainbowfish) is the source of this 2700-nucleotide messenger RNA. RefSeq names its product zinc finger, AN1-type domain 5a (gene zfand5a). The record is from RefSeq and is a predicted model, not a curated record. The coding region runs from base 307 to 933 and encodes 208 amino acids. The transcript has 6 exons. Gene Ontology annotation, molecular function: DNA binding; zinc ion binding. NCBI's taxonomy places the organism in Eukaryota, Metazoa, Chordata, Actinopteri, Atheriniformes, Melanotaeniidae.